Drosophila melanogaster (fruit fly) is the source of this 1373-nucleotide messenger RNA. RefSeq names its product Acyl-protein thioesterase 1 (gene Apt1). Gene Ontology annotation, molecular function: palmitoyl-(protein) hydrolase activity; hydrolase activity; hydrolase activity, acting on ester bonds. Gene Ontology annotation, cellular component: cytoplasm. The coding region runs from base 212 to 877 and encodes 221 amino acids. The transcript has 6 exons. Lineage: Eukaryota; Metazoa; Arthropoda; Insecta; Diptera; Drosophilidae. The record is from RefSeq and is marked reviewed.
CGACUAUCACUCAUCUCUGAACUUUUUGGAACGCAGCUGCAUGAAUUGUCGUAGUUGAGCGAAUUUAAACAAAUUAACACAAUACUUGUGGUAUUACCUGAAAUCCGCUGACACCGAAAAAAGCGACGAAAGCAGCGCCAAGUCGCCGAAUCGCAGAGUACCUGGAAUAGGAAUAGUGCGUCCCCAGUAGAGGCUAAACUGAACAGCAGACAUGGCUGCGCCGGUCAUUGUCGAGGCCACGGUCAAGCAAACCGCCACGCUGAUCUUCAUGCACGGCCUGGGUGAUACGGGUCAUGGCUGGAGCAGUGCCCUAGCCGCCAUCCGCCCACCUUUCAUGAAAGUCAUCUGCCCCACGGCGCCCACACAGCCCGUUUCGCUGAACGCCGGCUUCCGCAUGCCGUCGUGGUUUGACCUGAAGACGCUGGACAUCGGUGGGCCCGAGGACGAGCCGGGCAUCCAGUCGGCGCGUGAUAGUGUGCACGGUAUGAUCCAGAAGGAGAUUAGCGCUGGGAUUCCGGCCAAUCGCAUUGUCCUGGGCGGAUUCUCGCAGGGCGGAGCCUUGGCACUGUACUCGGCACUCACGUACGAUCAGCCGCUGGCCGGCGUGGUGGCCCUAUCCUGUUGGCUGCCGCUGCACAAGCAGUUCCCAGGCGCCAAGGUGAACAGCGAUGAUGUGCCGAUUUUCCAGGCGCAUGGCGACUACGAUCCCGUGGUGCCGUACAAAUUCGGCCAGCUGAGCGCCAGCCUGCUCAAGUCGUUCAUGAAGAAUGUGACGUUCAAGACGUACAGUGGACUAUCGCACUCGUCGUCCGACGACGAAAUGGAUGACGUCAAGGACAUCAUCAGUAAAUGGCAACAGGCAAACAAUCAUCUGUAGAGCCGCGGCCCCACUGGCUACCAAUUGAAAUUCGCAUUCUUCACUUGUUAAACCAAUGGCAAUAUACGAACCGGUUGUUCAGAUUAAACGACUCCCUCGGGCCCUCAAAUGCACACCCUCUCAGAUUCUUUAUAAGCACACAUAUUCCACCUGCUAAUCCAGUAGUCCUGCCGCACCACUCACCAUCUCUCAUCUCGAUCUAUAUAUUUGCAGACACAGUGGGAUAGCCAGAACAUGGCUAGAAAGGCGCAAUGCUGCCAGUUAUCGUAGUAGCAACCAGUGCUAGUUGUAGUGAAGGUUCCUUCCUCAAAUCAAGCAAAUCAAAGCUCCUCAGCCUAGUCAGGACGUCUCGGGCCGCACGAGAAUUGUAUUUUAGUAAUUAUUUUGUACAUACACACGAUGAAGUUGGUUAAGAAGUUGAAGUUGGUUCACCUGGUGAAGUGACAGGCAAUCCAUUUGCCGUAGCGAAUGGCCAAUAAAGUUAUUUGAAGCUCUC